AUGUCCUUUUUUGGAUUUGGAGCUCCGACUAGAAAUUGGAAAAUCGGAGAGUUCGGAGAAUACCAGAAAAUAUUCAAUACAUAUUUCCAACAUCCUUAUCUACCGAAGAGAAGAUUUUUCAAUCAAUAUUUUAUUUGGGAUUUGCAAGUUACAAGAACAGAGUUUGAAAACGAUGUGAGUGGUUAUAACAAAUUGUGGUCAAUAACAAAUUAUUGAAGCUAUUUAGGCAAAAUUCUACCGAAUUAUGUUUCAAUCAUAUCCAAAAGAACCCAAUUCGGAAAGUGCUCGAUUUAUUGUUGAUUUUGAGAACCGCGGAGAUCCAAAUAAUCCACUCACGAAAUCAACAACAUUUUUAAGUAUUGAAACACCAACUUCACAGUAUAGUGUUCAGGAACAUUAUGAUGUUUUGGAUUAUUCUUCAAUGUGUGAAAAAUGGUUGACUGAUGCUCUGUUUUACAAGAACUAUGAAAUUUAUAGUUUGUCUUUGAUUUCGGUAAGAAGUUUUGUUGCCUGCGAAGAACAAUAACUGAGAUCUUUACAGCCUCCAAAAUUUGAUAUUCCUACUCGAGCAACUUUUCACAUAAAUAGAUUGGAAAUUGAAACAGAUGAAGAUGAAAAAGACAUGUUGUAUGCAUAUUAUUGGUUGAAUUUUUUUCAAAGUCGGUCAGGUAGUAUAGGACCAAAGAUAGUGAAAAUUAGAUCAUUAUUUAUUGAAAUGAAGAUUGCUGGAAAUCAGAUGGUAAGUUGAUUAUUGCAUUCAUUCAACAAUUAAAAUUUAAUUUCAGUUAAAAGAAAUAGAAAAAAUCGAGAUUCAUGGAAAGUUUGAUAUCACCGCAGAUUGGGUUAGGAAUUAUAGUGGAUAUUGCUUUAUUUGGAGAAAAAUGGAAGAAGAAAACAAAUUUACAACCACUGAACUGAAAACAUUAUAUGAGAAGGUCAGAUUGACGGAAAACCGCGUUGGAAUAUUUUUAGAUCAAGGGAAUGUAAUACAAAAUGAUCGAAUGCAUACAUGGCUUAAUAAAAAUUAUGGAGCAAACAUGUCCUUUGAUAUUGGUUAUAAGUGUCACGGAGCUGGAAAUGAUUUAGUCACAUUUUACUCAAGAACAAAUAGAACUGUGAUUGAGAAAUCAUUGGAGUCGACUAAUGUUGGAGUUAUGAAGGUCGAAGACUUUCUGAAAGAAUGA
Molecule: messenger RNA, 1184 nt
Organism: Caenorhabditis angaria
Lineage: Eukaryota; Metazoa; Nematoda; Chromadorea; Rhabditida; Rhabditidae
Source: the annotation of a GenBank genome assembly